AUGGCGCUGAGAUCUGCUUUUAGUCAACUUGAAGAGGAAUUGAUUGAACUCUUUGAGACAGAUUACCCACAACUCCAGCUGUGCUUAGAGAAUCCGCUUGGUAUCUUCAAAACAUAUGAUGAAAAAUUCAAAAGUGCUACUACAGGAUCUAGACAUGGAAAAGUAGCAGAAUUAGCUGGAGGGGUCAUGAUGGUGGUGGGAGCAGCUUUAGCUCCAGUUACUCUGGGGGCUUCUGCUCUUGUUGCAGGAGCAGGAGCAGUGGCGGUCACCGGUGGUGCGAUUGGUCAGAGAGGCUGGAACAAGAAGAAAAAGUCCAUGAAGACAAAUUUUAAACAAGACCUUGAAGCUGCAAUGAAUGAAUUUCAGAAUAAAAUCAUUCCUAUGAACAACAUGAUGAAAAACAUUAAUCGGCGUCUUGAGGAAAUACUGAGAGACAUUAAUAACCCAGAGCAUGAUGUCAGUUAUUUAAGUAAAUACUUCGCCGCCGGCAGUGAAUUAGUACGCUUCAUUCGAAAAUAUGAUGUUGGUGGAUUGGCUGCACCAAUAUCUGAAACUGUGCGUUUGACUGAAAACAUCACAGGAAUUGUUUUUAGGAUUCGCUCUGUGCUUCUUGAAAGAGUCUCAGUUUGUGAUGAAAGUGAGGUGCUCAAUGACAUGAGGAAAGAAUUUAACACAUUACAGACGUUCAUGGGAACCAUUAGAAUAACAACAUGCGGAAUAAUAAAUCGAGGUACAACACACUCUCAGAAAUAAAGGUACAGCAGCUGUCACUGGGGCGGUACCUUUUCAAAAGCUAUGCUUUUGUACCUAUUAGGGUUCUAAUUAGUGGUGGAC
Messenger RNA from Sinocyclocheilus anshuiensis, 834 nucleotides. RefSeq lists its product as uncharacterized. Bases 1 to 753 code for a protein of 250 amino acids. The transcript is spliced from 2 exons. The record is from RefSeq and is a predicted model, not a curated record. Lineage: Eukaryota; Metazoa; Chordata; Actinopteri; Cypriniformes; Cyprinidae.